Desarmillaria tabescens is the source of this 858-nucleotide messenger RNA. RefSeq lists its product as uncharacterized. Bases 205 to 741 code for a protein of 178 amino acids. The transcript has 2 exons. NCBI's taxonomy places the organism in Eukaryota, Fungi, Basidiomycota, Agaricomycetes, Agaricales, Physalacriaceae. The record is from RefSeq and is a predicted model, not a curated record.
CCUGCCCGGUUGCCUAAAUUAAAUAAUUUCCUGGGAAAGACUUACCAAGUUUGGGUGAACAGGGCUUCUUGAGUGUCUUCCAUCCCUUCUUUCUUAUAUUCGCUUUGUUCAUUUUUUUCUUCUUCCGUCUCAGCUUUCGUGUCCGUGCCUGCUCAUGUUGCAGUCGCUGGUCGUUCUGUAACCAUUGCUAUUCCCGUUGACUCGAUGACCACCUCUCGUGCGCAGCAGCCUCAAGUGAACUUGAAGGAGCGUAUUGCCGCUCUUCAACAGCGGAAUGUCUCCCAAACACAGAGACCUUCGGUGUACCUUCCUUAUCAGCAAACCAGUCUAUACCCUCGAGCAGCGGUCUCCGGGAUAAAAUCGCGAAAUUCGAACAGAAAGGAGGGAAUUCCUGUACCUAGAGGGAGUUUUGGUUUAGGUGCGCCUCCGACUGCAGAGAAUGGGCAGACAAGGAAGAGGGGUGAGUUGUAUGGGAACCGCAUUCCUUCCGCUGUGCGAGUAGCCAGUGGAAGUAGCGCGCCUCCUAUGAGUCGUUCGACGUCGCCUCUCUUCUUUUCUGGAGGAAGAAAAAUUUCGCUGUCAGGACUGGAUUACGAUGACUUUUCGGAUACUGCGGAUUCACCCAGGGACAGUCAAGCCUUUCGCUCUUUGUCCCCUUCACCUGUUCCAGAUGAUAUACUUGAAAACUCGCGAGCUUUUGGAUCCAAAUCGCGGAGUACAGUCAUUUGCGGCUGCACUUGACAUAGCUCGUCGAGCGGAGGCUUCAUCUGAGCUCAAUGGUAGAGGUGAUACGCAUUCCCGUGAAUGUUCUCUUUCGCCACCCGUGUCUCCCGUACCGGGAACAUCGUUUUCUUCACA